This is a messenger RNA of Aspergillus saccharolyticus JOP 1030-1, 1326 nucleotides long. RefSeq names its product FAD-dependent oxidoreductase. Bases 86 to 1291 code for a protein of 401 amino acids. The transcript has a single exon. NCBI's taxonomy places the organism in Eukaryota, Fungi, Ascomycota, Eurotiomycetes, Eurotiales, Aspergillaceae. Gene Ontology annotation, molecular function: FAD binding. The record is from RefSeq and is a predicted model, not a curated record.
CUUGGAAAAAUAACACAGCCCAACCAUCUCACUCGAAUUUACCCCAACAUUGAUUACCCAUCGCAUAAGACAAGUCAACAGCACAAUGCCGCAGCACCUUGCUAUCAUCGGUGCAGGUCCAUCAGGCCUCACGCUUGCAGCCAUUUUGCAGAAAUAUUCCGUUCCUUUCACCAUCUUCGAGCGUGAAACAUCCUCCAGCUCGCGAUUCCAGGGCGGAUCAUUGGAUCUCCACCCGGACUCCGGCCAGCUUGCCCUCCGCGAGGCGGGUCUUUGGGAAGACUUCCAGCAGUAUGCUCGCUACCACGACCAAGACUACCGCUUCGGAGACAAGACCGCAGCAACAUGGUUAUUCCACCAGGCGCCCGCGAACGCCGACGGUCGUCCAGAGAUUGACCGGUCGAUGCUGCGCAAGAUCUUAAUCGAUUCUCUCGACCCCAGGAACAUCCGCUGGGGCUAUUCGGUGUCGGAGAUCACCCCGCAGAGUAAUGGGCAGAUCCAGCUGACUUUCCAAGACGGCCAGGACAGUGUCCUGACAGACCUCGUCGUCGGCGCCGACGGGACACGGUCGAAAGUCCGCCCGUUGCUGACCUCCAUGCAACCGGCCUACACUGGGUUGACGGUGAUUGACUGCCGCAUUUCCAACCUCGAUGAACAGUUCCCUCACCUGGCGGAUUUCGUGGGUCGUGGGACAUUCUUCUGUCUGUCCGAGGGCAGCGGCAUUUUCAUGCAGCGCAACGGGGACGGGAGCUUGCGCGUCUACCCCUGUCUGCGCGUGGAGGAGAAAUGGGCCUGGAGUGAUCCCUCCUUCGACUGGUGGGAUUGCGCAAAGAUGACCGGGUUCCUGAUUGAUACCUUCUUCUCGACCUGGGAUCCGCGGUUGAAGGAAGUGAUCCGUAGUGUGGAUCCGGUUCUGACCCCCCGGGCACAGUACCGUAUGCCUCCGGGGCUACGGUAUCCGCAUCGGAAGGGUUUCACGUUGAUUGAAGAUGCUUUGCAUGUUAUGUCAUGGUUUGCGGGCGAGGGGGCCAAUUUGGCGAUGCUGGAUGCGUUGGAUAUCGCCCGGGCGAUCGUUGCGAAUCCGGGUGAUCUGGAUCAGGCGGUGCGUGACUACGAGGUCAAGGUCGUGGCUUCGUGCAGGGCUGAUGUCACGAAUGAGAUGUCGCAAGACCUUCUUGUGAAGGCCAUGGCGGAUGAUUCGCCGAGAGCGUAUGUCGAGGCGAUGGCGAAGGCGAUGGAUGUUUGGUUUGCUGCUGGAAAGCUGUUGGCACGAGGUGAAACAAAAGCUUUGUAGGGAGAUACAACGUAUCCACGGGUCUUGUAGUAGAG